AGAGAAGCUCCAAAGCGGGGUAAAUAAACAGACGGUUGCUCCCCUUGACAUACAUUCAAUCGAGCUCAGAUAUAAUUAUUAACUUCACUUAUCUGGGUAGUAGGUUGAAAAUCAAUUAACCUUCGCAAUGUCUGAUAUUACACUCUACGACCUCCCCAGCAAACAAGGCACCUGCUGGUCUUUCAAUCCCUGGAAGACCCGUCUGGCACUCAACUUCAAGGGCCUCGAUUACAAAACCGUCUGGGUCGAGUACCCAGACAUCAAACCAACAUUCAGUCCCGAAAUCCCUCCUAAUGCACCGCCGGAUACGCCCUACACCAUCCCCGCCAUACGCCUUGGUACAACUCUCAUCAUGCACAGCCGCACCAUCGCUGCCCGCCUUGAGGAGCUCCACCCCGAGCCGUCCCUGCACCUCGAUUCCCCCAUCCUCGCAAAGCUAUAUAAAAUCCAGGCUAAACACCUCGCGCCUCUGUACGGGUUUUGGAUGCCCCUUGUGAGCGCUAAUGUUCUUGGUCCACGCUCGAAGGAAUAUUUUGACCGCACGCGUGAGGAAGAUGAGGGGAUGCCGCUCCCUGAGAUGCUAACGAAGGCGGAAAGCCGUGAAGAGGAGGCCUGGGAGAAUGCGAGGGGGGGAUUGAGAGAGUUGGGAGCUUUGUUGGAGGAGAAUCCGGAGGGGCCGUUUUUUAUGGGUCCUGUUGUGAGUUAUGCGGACCUAGUGGUCUUGGCAUGGUUGCAGUUUUAUUGGGUUGUUGACAAGGAGCGCCUCUUUGAUAGGGCGGUGAAGACAGAGCCGGUGCUUGAUAGGCUUUAUGAGGCUGGGAAACAGUGGUUGGAGAGGAAUGAUCAUUGAUAUUAGGUGGUGGGUUGGUGCCGCCAAAGCUAUUAGAUGAAAUUUAGAUGCUGAUUAUUUGACGUUAUACAAGAUGAAGUGGUAUUGUCGACUAUCACCAAGUCAUAGACGUUGGGUCAAAAAAACCGAACAUUCAUUGUAUCAAAACUAGCCAAUGAUCUCGGCUCAGUAUUUUCUCAUGUAAAGAACCAAUAAGCAAACCAACAGUUACUAUAGUAUUUUAGACAUUGAAGUAUAGCUAUCCAUAAUAUAUGCAC
This is a messenger RNA of Pseudogymnoascus verrucosus, 1107 nucleotides long. RefSeq lists its product as uncharacterized. The transcript is spliced from 4 exons. Gene Ontology annotation, cellular component: cytoplasm. Bases 128 to 850 code for a protein of 240 amino acids. Lineage: Eukaryota; Fungi; Ascomycota; Leotiomycetes; Thelebolales; Thelebolaceae. The record is from RefSeq and is a predicted model, not a curated record.